Molecule: messenger RNA, 1477 nt
Organism: Striga asiatica
Lineage: Eukaryota; Viridiplantae; Streptophyta; Magnoliopsida; Lamiales; Orobanchaceae
Source: the annotation of a GenBank genome assembly
GCAUUGUACGGUUGUCACGUUCCUAAAUAAGAAAACCUUUUAUUUAUUUAUUUUUUCCCGCACAAUAUAAAGAGCCAAACCUCGUCUCAUUCAAUCUCUCAACUUCAUCUCUUUCUUUACUCUACUUUUUAAUAACUGUUAUUUUGCCGAGGAAAGAAACCCGAUGUCGAUUAGCAGUGAGUCUCCGUCCGCCGCCGCGAGCGGUGGGGGAAGUGGCUCCGACGCCGGCGAGAUCAUGCUGUUUGGUGUCAGGGUGAAGGUUGAUCCGAUGAGGAAGUGCGUGAGCAUGAACAAUCUGUCCGAGUAUGAGCCUGUUGGUGGUAGCAACGGCGAUCCGAGCGGUAAGGAGUUUCCUAAGGCGGCGGCCGUGGCGGAGGGUGGUGGAGCCGCUGGGUAUGCCUCCGCUGAUGAAGCGGUAGCGCCACCGUCCAGCGGGACUGGAGAGCGUAAGCGAGGUGUCCCAUGGACAGAGGAAGAGCACAGGCUUUUUCUUGUUGGAUUGCAAAAGGUUGGAAAAGGAGAUUGGAGAGGGAUCUCUAGAAACUAUGUCAAGACUCGAACUCCGACUCAAGUCGCGAGCCAUGCGCAGAAAUACUUUCUCCGCCGGAGUAACCUUAACCGCCGGAGGCGUCGAUCGAGCCUCUUCGACAUCACCACCGACUCUGUUACUGAAGCACCAAUGGAAGAGGCUAAAAACCAUCAAGAUAGAGACAGUCGAGGCGGAGCUCAACCAGUUUCUCAUUCUCAGACGGCUUUUGUGCCGUUUGCUGUAACUCCCAAUAUCAACGGAUUCUCCAUGGUGCCUUUUCCCGUGUCUUUUAGCCCGGUUUUAUUACCAAUGCAGCAAAACGGGCACCACCCAAUGGAAAACUCGGGUUUAGCUCAAGCUGACCGUAUGAAUAGCUCUCAGCCAGUGUUUGUCCCAGUUGUUCGUGUCCCAAUUUCUUCGGCUAUGGCGCCUCCCGAGCUUUCUUUGUCGACUGGCGGCCAAUCUUUUCCGGUGAUGUCGAGCUUGAAAAAUGGAGAUGGGUUCAUAAGUGUUGCUUGAGGAAGAACUGUUUGAAAAGGAGCAACUGCUAAAAAAAAUGGGGAAAAAAGGUGAGUUAUGGUAAUUAGAGAGAGAAAAAGAAAACAUUUUAGUGAAAAAGAUAGGGAGAGAUUUGAUUAAGAAAUAGACUGCUCAACUAGCUUUUGACUUGAGAGAAGCCAUGAUCUUAUGCAUUGUACAGACCAGAGAAAUAUGAUGCUUUGUUGUUCUCUCUUUGUUUUUAUUGAUAAUGUUUAAGAUUCUUGCUUUGUUGGUUUGUCCCUUUUGGUGAUUGAAGAAUAAAAUAGAGAGAGCCUUUUGGAUUGUUUAUAGCCCUUGAAUUUGUGCUUUAUUAUUAUGUUGUGUUGGGGGGCUUUGUUGUCCCUUUAUGAAAUGUGUGUGCUUAUGAUAACUUUUUUUAUUUAGCAUUGAAUGUGGGAUAAAGUUGAU